GCCCCAUCCACCCGUGGUUCGACAUCCAUCUCAUUCCAUUUCACCUCGUCAGUCUCUUGAUCACCUUCCGCAUCCAAGAGCCAUUGGUUGCCUGUGGCAAGGCUGUCUUCUUCACUUCCAUUUCUUUUCUUGCUUUAUCAAUUUUGAUUUCAUCUCCUUCUACGUUUUGAUAGUCUCUCAAUUUUGACCAGCGGCCCUUGCCGCCACCUCCAGCCAAGAUGGCUGCGCUAUCCCAGCUCCCGAGCCUGUCUGUCGACAUAUGGACCACAUUGCCAUCCAUCACUGGAUCUCCGUUGGCCAUCCUUCGACGCCACCGCCUCGCUCGCCGGCAGCCUGUUACAGACGUUCUGACCGAAACGACAACCCCUCGUACAGCACAACAGCAUCAGGCACCCGGAUCUUUAGCAACGGUUUUGCCAGAUUUCCUGUCCUCCGCCCCCGUCGAACGUCUUGGACCGACGUCUUUGAUGACUGUCCCGUCGAAUUUCCCAAUCCUGUCCUUUCGGUCUCUCCAGUCUAGCGGUUUUCGAUCUCAGAGCCCCCUUGUCGCACUCAGGCGAGGCUUCUCAACCAACGCCACUCCAAAGCCGCAAGUUGCCUCGUCCCUACCGCCCAAGACUGAUAACGCAAUGUUGUCUCGUCGAUCGACCAUGACAUCCCUCCUGUUUGGUUCUUCGCGGAGGACUAGCUUCGCUAUAAGUGGGCAACGACGCGGGUUCUCGAAUACUUUCCAGCCGGCCAAUCAUAAUAUGCUUGCUCAUGCAGAACGGACCGCCAACAACAAUCCCACAAGUCCAACAGCCCAAAGCGCUUUCUACUCGGCCUUACUACGAGCCAAUAUGCCCAAAAUUGUGAUUGAACGUUAUCAGACCGGACGCUAUGCCAGCAAUCCUGCUGUCGAUGCAGCUUACCUCAAGGCUCUACAGAUGACAGGCUCCGUCCCUGGUCCUGGAGAGACAUACUCUGGAGCUUCCCAAGAACUGAGCCAGGAAAAGCUCAAAGCCGUGGGACAAGCCGUCGCUGGCCAGAACUUCGGUGGUCAAAUCGUGAGGCCUGGAGCCAAACCAGGUACCGGUGCAAAGGAGGCACCAUUGUAUGUGGUGGUGGAGGAAUCCUGGGGUGCCGUAAUCCUGAAGUGGGCCAAGACCCUCCUCACGUUUGGACUGACCGGCUACUUCCUCCUUGUCGCUCUGACCAUGGCCGUUGAGUUCACCGGCAACUUUCGCACACGAGUCGGUCAGAAUAAUGAAGUACAGCCACAGCACCAGACCGUCCGAUUCAGUGAUGUCCACGGUUGUGACGACGCCAAAGAUGAGCUACAAGAACUGGUCGAAUUCCUCACCAACCCCGAAAAAUUCAACCAACUUGGGGGAAAGCUGCCCAAAGGAGUUCUUCUGGUGGGGCCCCCAGGGACGGGAAAGACCAUGCUCGCACGAGCCGUUGCCGGUGAAGCAGGGGUUCCUGUGUUCUACAUGUCGGGAUCCGAAUUCGACGAGCUCUACGUUGGUGUAGGGGCCAAACGGGUGAGAGAUCUCUUCGCUCAAGCUCGCAACAAAGCACCAGCCAUCAUAUUCAUCGACGAAUUGGAUGCGGUGGGUGGAAAGCGAAACGCACGAGACCCAGCCUACGCCAAGCAGACUUUGAAUCAGUUGCUGACAGAACUCGAUGGCUUCAGCCCGAGCACUGGCGUCAUCCUCAUUGCUGCUACCAACUACCCCGAGUCGCUCGACCAGGCCUUGACCAGACCUGGGCGUUUCGACCGGCACGUCAAUGUCGGGCUCCCGGACGUCCGCGGCCGCGUCGAGAUCCUUAAACACCACAUGAAGAAUGUUCCUAUUGCUGCAGACGUGGAUGCCACCAAUCUUGCAAGAGCCACAAGCGGGAUGUCUGGGGCCGAUCUUGCCAACCUUGUCAAUCAGGCAGCUGUGCACGCCUCUCGGCUCAAGUACAAGAAGGUCAAUGCCCAGAAUUUUGAGUGGGCCAAAGAUAAGAUCAUGAUGGGAUCUGAGCACAAAUCCCGUAUGAUCCGCGAGAAGGACAAGGUUAUGACGGCCUAUCACGAAGCCGGACAUGCGUUGGUCAACCUCUUCACUCCGUCCAGUGACCAAUUAUACAAGAUGACGAUUGUUCCUCGUGGCCAUGCUUUGGGGGUAACACACUUUCUCCCAGAAAUGGACGCCGUGAGUAUGAGCUACGACCAAUUUCUUGCACACAUCGACGUCGCCAUGGGAGGAAGAGCGGCCGAAGAGCUGGUCUACGGCCCUGAAAAGGUGACCAGCGGCAUUCAGUCCGAUGUUUCAAGUGCAACCCGCACAGCAUAUCACCUCGUCACGCAGUGUGGUUAUUCUCCUAAGCUCGGCAAUGUCGACCUCCAUUCGGGCUAUGACCGAUUAUCGAGCGAGACGAAGCAGGAGAUUGAACGCGAAGUGCGAGAUAUCGUUGAGGCGGCUCGCCUUCGAGCUGAAAAGAUUGUCAAGGAGAAGCGAAAGGAGCUUGAGGCACUCAAGGAUGCCUUGAUGGAAUUUGAGACUCUUGACGCCGAACAAAUCCAUAAGAUAUUGCGCGGGGAGAAGUUGAAGCGAUUGGAGGUGGAGCUCAGAGAGAGCGAGGAGAAGGAGAGCACCGAGGGCGGUGGCCGUGGGAAUAAUCCACAGCCGCCUAAGAAGGAAAAGGAGACAGGACCCAAAGGGGGCGUUGGAAUCAAAUUGCCGGAUGUCUUGCUUCCGCCGGGGACUCGGCCGACAACGAGCGGAGAGAGCGCACGAGUUGUCGAGAGAUGACAUUGUGCAUGUUACCCUUCUCCUUAGCAACUGUGAUAUGUUAGCGAGCAAAAGACGAUGUUCGUUGGGAAACAUUACUCUUUGCAUAGUCAUUGCUCCUCUCUACGGGGCCAUUUUGCAUUCCUGUGUUAUGUGAUGUCUCUCAUGGUGAUAAAAAGGAGUGGUUCAUGUUAGGUAACUACUUACCUACCUAGGUAUUGUUAAAAUGUACUUGGUGGUUGGAAGUUGGAAAUGAGAAGC
Molecule: messenger RNA, 3020 nt
Organism: Exophiala mesophila
Lineage: Eukaryota; Fungi; Ascomycota; Eurotiomycetes; Chaetothyriales; Herpotrichiellaceae
Exons: 3
Coding region: 219-2780 (853 amino acids)
Biological process (GO): protein quality control for misfolded or incompletely synthesized proteins; mitochondrion organization
Cellular component (GO): mitochondrial inner membrane
Molecular function (GO): ATP-dependent peptidase activity; ATP binding; metalloendopeptidase activity
Source: RefSeq, a predicted model, not a curated record